AUGCCAGAAAGUACUUCAAGAAAACCAAUUCCAGUUACUUUAUUAUCUGGAUUUUUAGGCUCCGGUAAAACCACAUUAUUGGAAAGAAUACUUACUCACGAUCAUGGUUUGAAAAUAGCUGUAAUAAUCAACGAUGUCUCUCAAAUUAACAUUGAUGCUGCCUUAAUUCAAAAUCAUAGAGUCACUCAAAAGGAAGAAAAACUUAUUCAACUUCAAAAUGGUUGUAUAUGUUGUACUCUUAGGGGUGAUUUGCUUGAAGAAUUGGCAACAUUAGCCCUUUCUGGCGAAUUCCAGUAUAUCGUAAUCGAAUCAACGGGCAUUUCUGAACCAAUGCAAGUUGCUGAAACCUUCACAACUGAAUUUUCUGAAAUGAUUUUGCAAAACCUGGAAUCAUUAAAUGAAGAAGAACAAAUGUCUUUAGAAAAAAUUGUAAAUAUUGGUGGGUUAAACAAAAUUGUUCAAUUAGAUACUUGUGUUACAGUAAUUGAUGCUGUUAAUUUUUUAGCAAAUUUUGAAACAACAGAUUUUUUGGCUGAUAGAUUUGGUGAUAAUGGUCAAGGUGAAACAGAAAGAACUAUUACUGAUUUGAUGGUUGAUCAAAUCGAGUUUUCUGAUAUUAUUAUCAUGAAUAAAGUCAAAGGCAUUAAGAAAAGAAAGCAACGUAAGAUAGAAAAACUAAUAAAAUCAUUAAAUCCAGUCGCUAAGAUCAUUCCUACUAAUUAUUGUGAUGUACCAAUAAAGGACGUUGUGAAUACUAAGUUAUUCGAUUUUGAAAAACUGUCAGCUUCUGCAGGAUGGUUACAAAGUAUCAAUGAAAUGACUAUAAGAGAAAGCUCGACAGGAAAAUCCACCUUAACUCCAAAACCAGAAACAGAAGAGUAUAGAAUUAAUAAUUUUGUCUACAGGAAUAGGAAACCUUUCCACCCUGAAAGACUUUACAAAUUAAUUAGAGAUAAGUAUAUAGUGAUUGAACAAUCAGGUUUCGAAGACGAAGAAAAAGAAGACGAAGAAAACGAGGAAGAAGAUGAUGACGAAGAUGAUGACGAACAAGACGAUGAAGAUGGAGAAGAAGAAGAAGAAGAGGAAGAUGAUGACUUUGUUCAACCAAGUAACAAACAGAUUAUACGCAACAAGAAGAAAUCUGUUUUCGGACCUAUGCUAAGAUCAAAAGGAUUCUUCUGGUUGGCCUCUCGUUAUAUUAAUAGAGGAGAAUGGUCAAGUGCUGGUGCCAUGAUGACUCUCAAAGGUGGGCUUCCAUGGUUCUCAGUAACUGGACCGGAAUUUUACCCACCUGGAGUCAAAGAGCUCAUUGAAAAAGAUAUGCAAGGAAAAUAUGGAGAUAGAAGAAAUGAAUUAGUUUUCAUUGGGGUUGAGAUUGAUCGUAUUGGAUUAAGUAAAGCACUUGAUGAAUGUUUACUUACCGAUGAAGAAUAUGAUAUUUUUGAAAGCAUCAUAGAAGAAGAAAAGAAUUUAUUCAAAAUUGAGAAGAAGUUACAGGCUACUUUCAAUGAUGGAUUUGCAGACUGGAUCGUCUAUGACGAUGAUCCUGAAAAGCCAACAUGAUUAAGUGAGUUUCAAACCCACCCAUUUGUUUCAAUAUUUCUAAUGUCCUUAUACCCAAAGCAAUCCCAGUUGCUCCAGUUAUCGCCACCACUAUCCUUCUCGGACGGGCUGGUUGAGCUUGGUUGGCUCUGUACAUACUGUUAUCGACGUUUUCAUAAUCUAUCUGAUGAUGGUCUGCGCUGAGAUAUGAUGAUGUAGAAAAUCUUAAAUUGACAUUAGAUCUGGCGAGACUCGGUAAUCGUAUUAUACGUCUGAAUGGGAUUCUGAAACUGCUGAGCAUUUGGAAUUAAUGACUUAUAGAAGAAGAAUACUAUACAACAGCAGUAAUUUAGCUCGACGAAACCUAU
This is a messenger RNA of Hyphopichia burtonii NRRL Y-1933, 1910 nucleotides long. RefSeq names its product cobW-domain-containing protein. NCBI's taxonomy places the organism in Eukaryota, Fungi, Ascomycota, Pichiomycetes, Serinales, Debaryomycetaceae. The coding region runs from base 1 to 1563 and encodes 520 amino acids. The record is from RefSeq and is a predicted model, not a curated record. The transcript is spliced from 2 exons.